Bathycoccus prasinos is the source of this 3192-nucleotide messenger RNA. RefSeq lists its product with no specific name. NCBI's taxonomy places the organism in Eukaryota, Viridiplantae, Chlorophyta, Mamiellophyceae, Mamiellales, Bathycoccaceae. The transcript has a single exon. The record is from RefSeq and is a predicted model, not a curated record. Gene Ontology annotation, molecular function: ATP binding; ATP-dependent chromatin remodeler activity; DNA translocase activity. The coding region runs from base 1 to 3192 and encodes 1063 amino acids.
AUGAAUAUUCUCACGAGAAUGAACGCGUCGUCCAGGUCGCCUCCUUCUCUGAACGACAAAAAAAGUGGGAAAGACGACGAUGAUUUGGAUGAGGAUGAUUCGGAGGACGAGAUUGUGGUGCAGCACAGGAGUAAGAGCGCUUUAAUGCGCAGGAAAGUACUCGUUUCAGAGGACGACGUAACGGACUCAGAUAUCGAAUUUACGACUGAAGAUGUGAAAGAAGAAGACGAAGAUGAUGCGUUUGAGGACGCUUUGGAUGCGAGCUUUAGCGAGAGCAGCAAUAAGAAUGAUUUGGUUGUUCCUUUUUCCUCGAUGACGCCGACGUUGCGCUCGUCGUCAUCAUCUGACGACGACGAGGAGGGUGAAUUCGAGACACCAAUAAUAGAGACGGUGGUGAAACGACCGACGGCGAGGAAAGAGAAGACAACCGAAAGAGGCGGCGGCGCUGGGAAGAUAUCGCUCUUCCAAGCGUUUCGGAGUCCGGAGGCGAAGAGAGCGUUUGCGACGACGACGCCAUCGCGAACAGCGACGUCGGCGGCGAAACCGAUGGUAGGAGCAAAAGUUGCUUCUCCGGCUUCGCGUCCCGACGAGAGCAUGGCUUCUCCUUCUCCUUCUCCUUCUCCUUCUCCUCUUCCUUCUUCUUCCUUUUCUCUUCCGGCGCCGGCGCCAUCCUCGUCCACGAAAAAUAAACCCAACAACAACAUGCGAUUAAAAGGGAAAACGUACGAAGACAAGCAGUUUUCCUUAGACCAUUCCGUGGCGAUGAAACUCUACGAUCACCAACGCGACGCGGUUCGUUGGCUGUGGGAUUUGCAGUUGAAAAACAGAGGAGGGAUCUUAGCCGACGAUAUGGGUUUGGGUAAAACGAUGUCUUCCGCGGCGUUCAUCGCGGGCAGUCUGAAGUCGAAAACGAUAAAACGCGCGUUAAUAUUAGCUCCGACGACGUUAUUACCACAUUGGAGGAAAGAGUUUAUCGUGUGCGGCUUGAACGAGAAGCGGGAGAUUUUCUCGUAUACCGGGACGAAAGAGCAACGCGCGAAGGUUUUGAAGAAAGUCCAGUCGCGAGAAGGCGAAGGGUCAGUGCUUUUGUGCACGUACGGGAUGUUGUCGCACAACCCAGAGGAGUUUGGGAUUGUGCUUGAGAACGAUGAAGGAACGAAUUAUCGUCAAAUUGAAGACAUCGAACGAAGAGAAGGUCGUGGUUUCGAAGUCAGCGCGAAAAGCUACAGCGGCGACGGCGUUCGAUUCGGAUGGGUCGUCAUGGACGAAGGCCAUCAGAUGAAGAAUCCAAACACUAAAAUCGCGCAAUUCGUGAGACGGUUACCGUGCGAUUUGCGGUUGGUGGUUUCUGGAACGCCGAUUCAGAACCAUUUAGGAGAGUUAUGGGCGCUUUAUGAUUUAGCUGCGCCGGGUUUAUUAGGAAGCGAGGAGCAAUUCAGAAAAAAUUUCGCGAGAAAAAUAACCUCUGGUCGGUCUCGCGAUGCGAGCGAGUCAGAAAGACACGAGGCGAGGGAGUUAUCGAAAAUGUUGCGGAAGAUGUGCGCACCGUAUUUCUUGAGACGCGAGAAGGAGGGUGUUUUGAGAGAUGGCGAACCUAAUAAGGAGAAGAAAGAUGGAGUCGAGAAAGACAAGGAGAAGAACGAAACGGUAUCAGAGGCGGCUGCGAGGGCCGGGAAUAUAACAAAAUGGGCGUCCACUCAUAACGCCCCGAAGAAAUUGGGUAAAAAGAACGAUCUCGUCGCGUGGAUUCCACUCUCAAAAGCGCAGAAAACGUUAUACGAAGCCUUCCUGAAAUCGCCGACGAUCCAAAAAGUGUUGAAUAAAACUGGAUCUGCUUUAGCGGCGCUUUCCGCGUUGAAGAAGAUAUGCGACGAUCCGUAUUUGGCGUUUCGAGAACUCGAGAGUGUUAACGCGGACGAACGAGAAGAACCGAACGAGGAUACUCGCUCCAUCAAUACCACCGACGCUUUGCGCGAAGUUGCUUCUUCCAUCGGCCUCGACGUCGAUCAACUUCGCGAGAAUCCACUUCUCUUCUCCGCCAAGUUGAAGCGCCUACACGCGCUCCUCUCUGAAUUUAAAAAGAACGGGAAGAAAGUCUUGGUCUUUUCCCAAUCCCGAUACGCUUUGGAUCGAUGCGAAGUUAUCGCGAGGAAGAUCUUCGACGUUGACAAUCAAGUCACUCGCAUCGAUGGUAACGUUUCCGCGAACGUGCGCCACGAUCGCGUCACCGCGUUUCAAGAAAGCGGCAGCCCGAACCAGUUGAUGCUGUUAACCACGCGUGUAGGAGGCUUAGGUAUUACGUUGACCGCGGCAACGAGAGUGAUCAUUUUCGAUCCAAGUUGGAACCCGACGACCGAUAACCAAUCCGUCGAUCGUGCGUACAGAAUUGGCCAAACGGAAAACGUCGUCGUGUACCGCAUGAUUACGGUUGGAACCGUCGAGGAGAAGACGUACCGCAAGCAAGUGUUCAAACAAGGUAUCGCUAACGACGCGCAGAAAGGUGGGGGCAACGAGGACUUCAGUCCAUCUAAAGAGAGUAAUAACGAAGAAGAGGACGAGUUUAGAUACUUCUCGACAGCGGAGACGGAUGGGAACGUCAUGUUUACAUUCGAUGUAAAAAAUUCGGAAGUAUCGAGCACAGCAAAAACGCUCAACAGUUUACACGCUCACCAUCGAGAGUACGACGAACAAUUGAAGCGAGAGCUGGAGUCCACGAAAGGGAUGUUUGAAGUUUCCGAUCACGAUUUGCUGUUUUCGCAAGGUGACUCGACGACAGCGGGUAAAGGAGCAGCUAAAGUACCGGAUUCAAAGUUAGGCGGCGGGAAGAAGAAAGGCUCGUCGAAGACCGGUAGCGGAGGAAGUGGCGGUGGCGGCAUUCUCGGUAGUAAAGGAAACGCGAACAACGCGAAUUGGGGCGGCGCUGGAUUACUCUCCUCCUUGGCCGCCAAAGCUGAUGCCGUCGCAGUCAACGUCAAACGACGAGGGAGCGACGCUGGAGAAGAGCGAGACGAAAAAUCCGUCGCCGUCGCUCGCCUGCAAAAGUUACAGAAAGAGGAAACGCGAACGAACGAGUUGCUUUCCAACCAAAUAUUGUUAUCGAGACUUCCCGAUAACGGCGAGCGCGCGCAAUUAAAGAAACAAGAUUUAGAAAAGCAAAUAGAAGAUUUGACGCGAUCCAUAGAAUCCUUGUAA